Messenger RNA from Opisthocomus hoazin, 1653 nucleotides. Lineage: Eukaryota; Metazoa; Chordata; Aves; Opisthocomiformes; Opisthocomidae. The record is from RefSeq and is a predicted model, not a curated record.
AUGGAGUCCUCAAAUAUCAUCAAAGUGACUGUGAAGACCCUCAAGCAGAAGGAGCAGUUUGAAGUUGCUCAGAGCAGCACCAUCCAGGAGUUUAAGGAGGAAGUCGCCAAGCGUUUCAAAACAGCCCCCAAUAUGCUUUUCCUGAUAUUUGCUGGGAAAGUCCUCAAGGAUGGAGACACUUUGAGCCAGCAUGGAGUUCACAGUGGGGUCAGCAUCCACGUGGUCAUCAGGUCCCCAAAAAGACAGCAGGACAGCCUAGCAGAUCAAGGAACAGAGAGCACCCUGAUGCCACCUCCCAGCCACAGUAAUUCCAACACAUUCUUCUUGGGAAGCCUAGCUAAUCUGCAAAGCCCAUGCUUGAUCCAUCAUAACUUGUCCGAGCUGUUGAUCUCCAGCCAGGAAACAGUGGCCAGGACCAUGGAGAACCUCUUGUCUAGGAUCCUCAGUUCAGGCCUGGAUCUGAACACCAUCAACAACAACGCAUUUUUGCUAGGGUUCCUCCUCGGGGUGACAGGUGUACAUCUCCUAGGGCUGGACUCAACAGAUGUGUUGGACUUGCUGAGCAGCAUUCAAGAACAAGACGUGUCCAUGCACAGCUUGAUAAAUGACAUGGUGCAGAGCAACUUUCUGCAGCAUAUCCUUGGCAAUGCCCAUCUCAUCACGUCCAACCCGCAGCUGCAGCGGCUGGCUGAAGAAAAUCCUGAGGUCGCUCAGAUUCUGGCCAACUCUCAAACUAUCAGAGAAAUAUUAGAGGCCUCCAGCAAUCCUGCCAUAAUGCAAGAGAUAAUAAGGAACCGCGACGUGGCCAUGAACAACCUGGAAAGCGUCCCUGGUGGGUACAGCUCUCCGGAGCAGCUGUACAGGGAAACUGAGGAGCCCAUCUUGGAUGCUGUGCAGGAACAGCUGGGCAACAACCCAUUUGCUUCCUCAGACGGUAACCCACCCCUGAGCGGAUCCAGGCUACCAGCCCAUACGGAAAACCGGAGUCCUUUACCCAACCCUUGGGCUCCACGGUCCGACGGAGUCAGUGACAACGCAGAUGACUACGAUGGCCAGCCUGCCAGCAGCAGCGCAGGCAGCAGUUUUGCCUCGCCGAAUCUGGGUCCUGCAGCAGGUGCAGUGGUACCCAACUCGGGGGAGGUUCACAGCAUGAUUCAGCAGCUAACGGGGAACCCAGAAUUCAUGCACAACCUGGAGAGUGCGUUAACAAACCCCAACAGCCCAGCACAAACGCUGCUGAAUAGCGUUCAUAUAUCAAGUGAUGGGAAUUCUCUGCCUCAAGAUCUAUGGGCACAGCAGCUUCCACCGGAGAUGGAGGACGCGGAGAUUUCGUCCUUGCUGAGAAACCCCAGAGCACUGCAGGCGCUGCUGCACAUCCACCUGGCGUUAGAGACUCUCUCAACAGAAGCAUCCGAUUUUUUACUUAGUUUGGAGGACUCAUAUAUGGAGACGAGUGUGGAAAGCAUGGACGACUCGGCACAAAGCAGUGAGUCUGAGGACGAUGCAAUUUUGGUGUCAGACAAGGAUGAAGCAGAAGAUCAGAGAGAGAUGGACGAGGAGGCACCACAGACAAGAUUUAAGAGACAAAUGGAGCAGCUCAGCGCCAUGGGCUUCCAGGACCAACAUGAUCAGUUUAAGGUCUUUGUGCAAUAA